CCUACGCGGAAGCGAGUUUGCUCCGGCUUCCAAGAGGCUGUCCAGAGACUGUUCCAGGUCCUGCGGUGUUGGAGCUUCGGGACUGCCGUUUUGAAGUUUGAACUACCAGACUUGUAAACAAUAAGGAAUGCAGCUUGAGCCAGGCACAGUGGCUCAUAUCUGUAAUCCCAGCUGUUUAGGAGGCAGAAAUCAAAAGGAUCACGAUUUUAUGCCAGCCUGGGCAACAAGAUCCUGUCAUCCUAACUUCAAGGAAAGCAUAAGUAGGAGGAUGCUGAUCUCAGUUCACCUGGACAAAAAAUGUGAGUUCCUACUUGAAAAAUAACUUUCCUUUUGGCUUCCAUCCUCCUUUGCCCACGUGGGAGAAGCAGUCUGCUGUGAUGAACACAACCUGGGCUGCAGAGGACCUUCUGGCUUUGAGCCAGCAGGAAGCAUUAGUGGAUUUGCCCAACAACCACCCUGUGAGUGCCAGUGAAGAUGAGUUGGACAGUGAUGGAGAGAGAAAGCACCAAAAACUUCUGAAAGCAAUCAGUUCCCUUAAUGGAACUAGUAGGUGGAAAUUGACUGAGAGAUCUGAAGCUAGUCUGAAGGUAUCUGAAUUCAAUGUCAGUUCUGGAGGGUCAGGAGAAAAGCUGGUCCUUUCAGAUCUGCUUGAGCCUGCUAAAACUUCCUCCUCAUUGGAUGCUAUGAAAAAACAACUGUAUAGAGUCAAGUCAAAGAAGAUUCUGGGAUUACCCCUCAACAAAGAAGAGGUUAAAUGCAUCCAUAGAGAAAUAGCAUUCAAUCAAACAUCACAAACCCUUUCCAAAUGGGAUCCUAUUGUUCUGAAGAAUCGGCAGGCAGAGCAGCUGGUUUUCCCAGUGGUGAAGGAGCCAUCAGCCUAUGCUCCCAUUGAAUAUGUGUUCAGUGGCUGGAAGGCAACAACACCCCUGGAGCAGGAAGUUUUUAACCUCCUUCAUAAGAAUAAGCAGCCAAUGACAGACCCCGUACUGACUCCCAUGGAAAAAGCUUCCCUCAAAGCCAUGAGUCUAGAAGAGGCUAAGAUGCGCCAAUCUGAACUUAAGAGAGCCCGAGCUCUGCAGUCCUACUAUGAAGCCAGGGCUCGAAGAGAGAAAAAAAUCAAAAGUAAAAAAUAUCACAAAAUUGUGAAGAAAGGAAAAGCCAGGAAAGCUCUGAAAGAGUUUGAGCAUCUGUGGAAGGUCAAUCCAAGUGCUGCAUUGGAAGAACUGGAAAAAAUUGAGAAGGCCAGAGUGAUGGAACGAAUGAGCCUUAAGCACCAGAACAAUGGGAAAUGGGCCAAGUCAAAGGCAAUUAUGGCCAAAUAUGACCUAGAGGCUCGCCAAGCUAUGCAAGAACAAUUGGCUAAGAACAAAGAACUGACCCAGAAAUUCCAAGUAAUUUCAGAGAGUGAGGAAGAGGAAGGAAAUGUAGAAGAAGAGCCCCUUGUCUCUGAUGUGAAUGAAAUACAGAUGAAUGGGGAUGUAAUAAAUCCCUGGAUGUUCAGGAGGUGCAACAGUGAUGCAAAAGAGAAUGAAAUCCACAAGUUUUCUGAAGUCAAAGAAAAUGAAAGACCAGUGUCUGAGGAAGAAAUUUUGUUGAGAGACUUUGAGGAAAAGCACUCCCUUAAAGAAGCAUCUGAGCUCAACCACAAUGGUGCACCUGGAGGCAGCCAAGAAAUAAAAGAGUCUAACUGCCAGGAGGUAUUAUCUGAAUUGAGGGUGUUAUCUCAGAAAUGCAACAAGGAAAGCUAUCACUCCAGAAAGCAAAAAGUGAAUUUAGUGGGGACUGUUCUACAGGUCCAGAGAGAGGAACCUACCCCAGGGGAAGAGGAGCCACUAUUGCUACAGAGGUCAAAGAGAGUGCAGACUCAGGAACAGCUGGGCAAAGAAGAAUGUUCUCAAAAUGAGGAGCCUCUCCGACCUGUGCUAGAAAGGGAACAAAUGAUAAGGAACCUAUGUAAUAAGUCUGUCUCCAAGGGGAAGAAAAAGAAGGAGCAAAUGAUUGAUCUACAGAACCUCCUAACUACAAAAUCUCCUUAUGUAAAGUCUUUGGCAGUUCCCGCAGCUAUUGAAGAGUUGGAAGAUGAAGUGGAGAGAAACCAAAAGCAGAUGAUAAAGGAAGCUUUUGCUGGAGAUGAUGUCAUCAGGGAGUUCUUAAAAGAGAAGAAGGAAACGGCAGAGGCAAAUAAGCCAAGGGACAUAGAUCUGACAUUGCCUGGCUGGGGUGAGUGGAGUGGUGUGGGCCUGAAACCUAGUGCCAAGAAAAGACGUCAGUUUCUUAUUAAAGCUCCUGAAGAUCCUCCAAGAAAAGACAAGAAUUUGCCAAAUGCAAUUAUCGCUGAGAAGCACAACAUCCAUGCUGCAGCUCAUCAGGUUCGAGUACUUCCAUAUCCAUUCACCCACCACCAGCAAUUUGAACAGACUAUUCAGAACCCUGUAGGAUCUAUGUGGAACACACAGAGGGCAUUCCAAAAGCUGACCACUCCCAGGGUUGUCACCAAGCCAGGCCAUGUCAUAAAGCCCAUAAAGGCAGCGGAUGUGGGCUACUGCUCUUCACGGUCUGACCUAUCCGUCAGACAAAACAGUACAACACAACUCUCUAGACAUCACCAGAAAUAGCUGAAGGAAAACUGGAGUGAUUUGCUAGAAGAGUGACAUCUUGGGACUCAUAACUGGGAGCUCUAUCUGCUCCUGCUCCUCCUUUGGUUGUUCCUUGCUGCAGGGUCAGUUCUAAAAGUAGCUUAGCACACUGGUAUAGUUCCUCCACAUUUAAAAAAUAAAGAUGUGUAUGUGUGCACGUGUGUGUGUGUGUGUGUUAGUGAGCGUGCAAGUGUGGGUGUUGAUCCUGGAGCUUGAACUCAAGGUCUGGGCACUAUCCCUGAGCUUUUGUGCUUAAGGCUAGCACUCUACCACAU
Molecule: messenger RNA, 2911 nt
Organism: Dipodomys spectabilis (banner-tailed kangaroo rat)
Lineage: Eukaryota; Metazoa; Chordata; Mammalia; Rodentia; Heteromyidae
Product: U3 small nucleolar RNA-associated protein 14 homolog A-like
Exons: 2
Coding region: 378-2615 (745 amino acids)
Biological process (GO): rRNA processing
Cellular component (GO): small-subunit processome; nucleolus
Source: RefSeq, a predicted model, not a curated record